Molecule: messenger RNA, 1783 nt
Organism: Trematosphaeria pertusa
Lineage: Eukaryota; Fungi; Ascomycota; Dothideomycetes; Pleosporales; Trematosphaeriaceae
Product: general substrate transporter
Exons: 3
Coding region: 179-1783 (534 amino acids)
Biological process (GO): carbohydrate transport; transmembrane transport
Cellular component (GO): membrane
Molecular function (GO): carbohydrate:proton symporter activity
Source: RefSeq, a predicted model, not a curated record
CGAAUCAUGUCGGAUGAAUCAGUAGGUUCCAUGGUGCAGGUACUUCAGUCUGUCCUGUCCAUAUCCAAACGUUAGAUCGUACAUAUUGCCUUCCUCUCCUCUGUAUCCGCUCUCCUUGCCAUUAUCCUCUUUUCUUUAUCUCUCCUUUCGCGUCCACUAGGCCACCCAUCUCUUCAAAAUGGUACACACCAAGAAAUCCCAAUAUAACCCCUACAACUUCCUCGUCUGCUUCCUCGUGUCGCUGGGCCAAAUCGCCUUUGGACAUCCCGCAUCCAUAAUCAGCAUGACACUCGGCGAGCCUCCCUUCUUACUCUACAUGGGCCUGAUCGACGCGGAAGGCAACGAAACCAGCAACGCGGAGGCGCUGAUUGGAACCUUUAGCGGGAUUUUCCAGGCUGGAGCAGUCCUAGGCAUCCUCUCCUCAAGCUACAUAAUGGACCGCUGGGGCCGCAAAGCCGGCUUCCGCUACUGUGCCUUCUUCUCGCUGCUCGGCGGGGCCCUCCUCUGUGGCGCGCUGAACAUCACCACCUUCAUCGUUGGCCGCUUCAUCGCCGGAUGGGGAAGUUGGGGUUUCCUGGCCGUAACGCCUACUUACUCCGCUGAACUCGCACCUCCGAGCCUCCGCGGCUUCUUCGUCGGCCUCAACGGCAUCAACAUCGCGCUUGGCUACGCGGUUGCCACGUACAUGGGCAUGGCGUUCUACUUCGCCGAGUCUGAUUCCGCGAAAUGGCGCGGUCCGCUUGGUAUCGCGUUGAUCUGGCCUGCGCUCAUGGUUCUCAUCACCUUUAUUGUGCCGGAGUCUCCGCGGUAUCUGCUGAUGAAAGGGAAAGUCGAGGAGGCGAGAGAGAUAACGUAUAGGCUUCACAGCCUGAAGCACGACCCGGAACAGGAGUUUGCGCGGGGUGAGUUCUACCAGAUGCAGAAGCAGACGGAGAGAGAUCGUACGCUGGACCCCGGGUGGUGGGCCAUGUUUACGAAGAAGGGAUAUCGGAGGCGCACGGCACUCGCUAUGGGUUUCGCGUUCGUCGGGCAAUCGACCGGCGUUCUCGUGAUCAACAACUAUGGUCCGACGUUGUAUGCGACCUUGGGGUACGAUACCAAGCAGCAACUCGAAUUCCAAUGCGGCUGGAUCACCGUGGGCAUAAUUUUCAACGCCGUUGGCGCGCUAGUUAUGGACCGCGUGGGCCGAAAACCGCUCAUGCUACUCGGUGUGGGCGGCUGUUGCGUAUGCCUUAUCCUUGAAGCAGCCAUUGUGGCCAAUUUUGCCGAACAGGCUACGAACAAAGCUGCUUUGGCCGCUGGAGUUGCGAUGUUCUAUCUCUUCCUCGCCGUCUAUAGCAUGGGCGUCGACGUCGCCGGCGUUGUUUUCUAUAGCGAACUCUUCCCCAACCACAUCCGGGCGAAGGGCGUCUGCCUCAGCAUGGCUACCGUCGCGCUCACCGACCUCGUGUACCUGCAAGCCACAACCACCGCAUUCGCCAACAUCGGGUGGCACUUUUACCUGGUUUUUAUUAUAGUGUCCGGGCUCGGUUGCAUCGCUGCUUAUUUCCUUCUCCCCGAAACCAAGGGGAUCCCACUCGAGGAGAUGGCCAGGAUCUUUGGUGAUACCGAGGAUGUCGUAGUGUGGAGUGAAGAUUUGCACGUUGACCAUAAUACGCAUGAGCUUGUUGUGGCGGGGAGAGGAGAGAAGGUGGGCUUGGAGCAUGUGGCUACGCAUCAGGGAAUGACGCCGGAGAUUGAGAAGGAGAUUGCUGAGCAUCGGGAGAGGGUUACCGGGGCGUAG